AUGGCCCAUCGGCUGCGGUUUCAUUUUGGCUCUGGUCGAAGCAACACAGCCCCUGAAUCAGAGAUCCUAGAUCGAGAGAGAGAAGACGACUUUUUUAUGGCAUUCCACACUUUGCCAAGGAGAAACAGUCCUCACCCAUUCUCUCAAAAUGGAGCAGAGUAUGGUGGCGGUAGCCUACAAGAAGUGGGAUCCCUCAAACGAAGCACAUCCAUGUUUAUCCCUCAGCUGCUGAAUAACAUUGAUGCCCGUCCAACAAGGAGCUCAUCUGUGCAAAUCUCCCUGCAGCGCAAAGCUGUGAACGGACAUACUGAUGAGUGCGGGGCACCAGAGUCUCUUGAUGAGGACCUUCCCUAUAAAUUUUCAGAUCUUAGAGAGAAUUUUACUGCACCAGUAAGUAGACCUUCUUCAUCCCAAAGCAGCUCCCAAGAAACUUCAGAAAGAGAAUCCCCCAGUAAUUCUCCACCAAGGUUGCUCGAGGAUUUAGGACAACAGGUCAAUGGAUCUAAUAAUACUUGCAGUCACAGAGUGUUUUGUACCAUUCCUUCAGAUAACCAAGGUGAUGCUGUCUCCUCAGCUGCUCAGGCUGUAGAAGGCAAUGAAAAUGCUUCAGGCUCAAACAUAACUGGAGUAAGAAUUCAGCAUCGUGCUUCAAGUGCAGAUAUGCGUCAGGUUAGACUCUUGCCCUUUGGAUCAGAAGUUCAGAACAACCCUUCCGCUCCUGAGCCCAGGCGUUGGUCUUUGCAACAUGUGCCAGAUGUAUCUGCUAGUUCUGGGAAAAGAUGUUUUGUUUUCCAAUUGCAGCAGCCCCAAACAAGCACUCCAAACCCUGGUGGUGAUUACAAUUUUGGAUUUACUGGAACAAAGGGGGACAGGUUGGUCAGGUAUCCAAGAAUAAGACUAGAGAGGAGUACCUCCUAUCCAGUCCAACCUCGACCUGAACGAGUCAGCCCAAUGGAGGACAGAGUGAAUUCAGAGCCUCCUAACAAUGGCAGGAAUUGUCCCGAAAUACACAGGAGUAACUCAGUAGAAAGGAUCUCACAGAAUAAGGGCUGCACUUUUAAGAUCAGGCAAGAUCAGAAUUCCCGACAACAACACUUUAGAAUUCUUGUCACUCGUGGUCAUGAAGAACCUCACCAGACUCUUGAAGAGAGUAGUUCAGACACACCUGCUUCUACUGCAGCAAACACUCUGACAAGAGACGACUUCCUUGGACAGGUGGACGUUCCUCUUAGUCAUCUCCCGACUGAAGACCCAACCAUGGAACGGCCCUAUACUUUUAAGGAUUUCCUCCUCCGACCCAGAAGUCAUAAAUCCCGGGUAAAAGGCUUCUUACGAUUGAAAAUGGCAUAUAUGCCAAAGAAUGGAGGACAGGAUGAAGAAAAUAAUGAUCAGAGGGAAGAUUUAGAGCAUGGGUGGGAAGUUGUUGAUUCAAAUGACUCCGCUUCUCAGCACCAAGAAGAGCUUCCUCCACCUCCCCUGCCACCUGGUUGGGAAGAGAAAGUUGACAAUUUAGGCAGAACUUACUAUGUCAACCACAACAACAGAACUACCCAGUGGCAUCGACCCAGUUUAAUUGAUAUGUCCUCUGAGUCGGAUAACAACAUCAGACAGAUAAAUCAAGAGGCAGCACAUAGACGUUUCCGCUCCCGGCGACAUAUUAGCGAAGAUUUAGAACCUGAACCUGCAGAAGGUGGAGAUGUCUCUGAACCUUGGGAAACCAUUUCAGAGGAAGUGAAUAUAACCGGAGACUCUCUUAGUCUGGUCUUACCACCACCUCCUGCUUCUCCAGUAUCUCGGACCAGUCCUCAAGAACUGUCAGAGGAAUUGAACAGAAGACUUCAGAUCACUUCGGAUUCCAAUGGGGAACAAUUCAGUUCUUUGAUUCAAAGAGAACCUUCUUCAAGGCUGAGGUCCUGCAGCGUGACAGAUGGAGUUGCCGAACAAUCUCAUCUACCACCGCAGAGUACCCCAACUAGGAGAGCCCGUUCGUCAACUGUCUCUGGUGGUGAAGAACCAAUGCCAUCAGUGGCCUAUGUACAUACUACGCCGGGCCUCCCUUCAGGCUGGGAAGAAAGGAAAGAUGCUAAGGGACGCACUUACUAUGUCAAUCAUAACAAUCGAACUACAACUUGGACUCGGCCUAUUAUGCAGCUUGCUGAAGACGGUGCCUCCGGAUCAGCUUCCAACAGUAACAACCAUCUAAGUGAGCCCCAGAUCCGCCGGCCUCGUAGCCUCAGUUCGCCCACAGUAACUUUAUCUGCGCCGCUGGAGGGUGCCAAAGAUUCACCCAUACGUCGAGCUGUGAAGGACACCCUUUCUAAUCCGCAAUCCCCACAGCCAUCACCUUACAACUCUCCAAAACCACAGCACAAAGUUACACAGAGCUUCCUGCCACCUGGCUGGGAAAUGCGGAUAGCUCCAAAUGGCCGUCCGUUCUUCAUUGAUCAUAAUACAAAGACUACCACAUGGGAAGAUCCACGACUGAAAUUUCCAGUACAUUUACGAUCAAAGGCAUCUUUGAAUCCUAAUGAUUUGGGUCCUCUUCCUCCCGGUUGGGAAGAAAGGAUACACUUGGAUGGCCGAACUUUUUAUAUAGAUCAUAAUAGUAAAAUUACUCAAUGGGAAGAUCCAAGAUUGCAGAAUCCUGCUAUUACUGGGCCAGCUGUUCCUUAUUCCAGAGAGUUUAAGCAGAAAUAUGACUACUUUAGGAAGAAGUUAAAGAAACCAGCUGAUAUUCCAAAUAGGUUUGAAAUGAAGCUUCACAGAAAUAACAUAUUUGAAGAAUCCUAUAGGAGGAUCAUGUCUGUGAAGAGACCUGAUGUGCUCAAAGCCAGGCUGUGGAUUGAAUUUGAGUCCGAAAAAGGCCUUGACUAUGGAGGUGUGGCCAGAGAAUGGUUCUUCUUGUUGUCCAAGGAGAUGUUUAAUCCUUAUUAUGGUCUCUUCGAGUAUUCUGCCACGGACAACUACACACUUCAAAUCAAUCCCAAUUCAGGCCUUUGUAAUGAAGAUCAUCUGUCCUAUUUCACUUUUAUUGGACGGGUAGCAGGCCUAGCAGUAUUUCAUGGGAAGCUCCUAGAUGGUUUCUUCAUUAGACCAUUUUACAAAAUGAUGCUGGGAAAGCAGAUAACUUUGAAUGAUAUGGAGUCAGUGGAUAGUGAAUACUACAACUCCUUGAAAUGGAUCUUAGAAAAUGAUCCUACGGAACUUGAUCUCAUGUUCUGCAUAGAUGAAGAAAACUUUGGACAGGGAUUCACAGAAUUGCUUCCUAUUGAUUUGAUUAAAAUUUUUGAUGAAAAUGAAUUGGAGCUGCUGAUGUGUGGCCUUGGAGAUGUUGAUGUUAACGACUGGAGACAACAUGCUAUUUACAAGAACGGCUACUGCCCAAAUCACCCCGUCAUUCAGUGGUUCUGGAAGGCCGUAUUAUUGAUGGAUGCUGAGAAGCGUAUCCGGUUACUGCAGUUCGUUACGGGGACAUCUCGAGUGCCUAUGAAUGGAUUUGCUGAACUUUAUGGUUCAAAUGGUCCUCAGCUGUUUACAAUAGAGCAAUGGGGAAGCCCUGAGAAAUUGCCCAGAGCUCAUACAUGCUUUAAUCGCCUUGACUUACCUCCAUAUGAAACUUUUGAAGAUUUAAGAGAGAAACUUCUCAUGGCCGUUGAAAACGCUCAAGGAUUUGAAGGGGUGGAUUAGGCAGCUGCCACUUUUCGGUUGUUGUUCAUCAAGCAAGCUCUUCUUGCCCCUUUGCAUUUGCCUAAUGGACACAUAAGCCACAAUGGCAGAACAGUUGCACAAAGUUGGUUUCUGGAGCAAACUCUUCGACAAUGCAGUUGCCUAAGGGCAGAAGUUGGAACUCUAGCCCAAGGAUAGUAUUUCUGCAUUUUCCACCACAAAUUAUCAACUGGUUGAUGUGUACACUAAUUACAUUUCAGGAGGACUUGUUCUAUUUAUGUUGGGCCUCUGUAGGCAAAGCCCUUAAUAAAUAUUUUACAUACUUUCUAAUGACAAUGAAUGGAAUUAAUCACUCUACAGGUAUAGUAUUACAACUCAUGUUUACUUUUAAAAAUGAUUUAGACCUAUUUUCAGAUUUUAUUUCAUUACAAUUAAAGAUAUUAUAUACUUGGAAAAAUGAGCAUUUUUUUCAUAUCUGAAUUUCCUACCAGACAAUGUCAGUGACAUUUUUAUUUUUUAAGUGCAUUGAAUCUCCCCCUGCCCCACUGUAUUCAAAAUAGAGACCUAAUAUUUGUCCAAAAAUGCUCCCCAGAUGAAGACAUUUAGAGAAUUUCAAACAAGUCAUUGAACACAAUGAUAUCUUUCCACACCCAGAGAGGCUAAGCACUGACUGGAGAUUACAUUUUUGUACAAAUUUAGCAUCAUAGCUGCAAGACAAGAAAGAAUUAUGACAUAGCAUGAAAAAUUUUGUGUCAAGUUAAAAGGAAUCACAGCAUCGCUCUUUGGUAGCUCUUCCAAGUAAUAGAAUCCACUUUGAGUCGGGGUGAGACUAGCAUUUCUUGUAAGAGGACCGGCUUACCCCUGCCUCCUUCCUGCUGUACAGUGAUGCCUUUAUGCUCUUUCUUCUUUACUGUUCUCUGUAGUGGAGGCAUUUUGAAUGAAACCUGGCACUGCUCUCGAUUUGAAAUUGUAGAAACCGGAUCUGUUCUGUCUUCUAUUUGUAUGCAUUUGCUAAUGGUCGCUAAAUAACCACUUUUGUCCUGACUGCACCGAUUCUGAAGGCACUUUAUGUACUACAUGGAACUCAUAUCUGGUUGUUUUUUCUUUAAUAUAUCAUAAGCGUUUUAAUGUGAUGAUUCCUUCUCAUUGCACACGUCUAUCGAUUGUGAAUUUGGCGGCUGCUGAUGUAUAAAAACCCAGAUGUAAAACUGAGCCCACAAUCCUCUUCUCACCAAUUGUUUAUAAUUUUUAUACAAUCACAAAGAUUAAUUUAAUAUACACUUUAUCUAACCAAGUUUUGUUACCUAGGACAUGUUGCAUGCUUAAAAACUAUAUAAUGCCUGAGUUGUAUCUAUUGUGUGAUAGAUUAAAGGGAAAAAGAGAGAAGACUAGUAUUUGAUCCUCUUAAGUUGUUAAUCUAGUAGUAGAAUAGGCUUGAGGGUAUUUAUUGGUUGAGGUCAUUUGAUUACCUUCAGCUUUGUAUGUCUUCUUUGCCCAUGGAGCUGAGCUGUUCCUCUUGUUCUUGAGAGAACUCUGCUAUACUCACUAAUUGUGGCCCCUUCUAUACUAAUGAAGUAAUUUUUAACCCUUAUUUCACACUGCCCUCCCCCCUAACUCCAGGUCUUGCCUUUUCAAUUAAUCUCUUGCCAGUAGAGAAUGGGGCAAAAAUUUAUGGGGGUUAUGGUUUUAUAUUUAUUAAGGGCAAGAUAGAGAUAAUAGAGCCCCUUAUGCAGCAACAUCAUGACACUCAGAAAAUGUCAUCUUACUAUGUUCUGCAAUGCUUGAGAAAGCAUGUUAGCAGUCUAUAGCUGUUCAGAACACUACAAUUUCCAGAGAUUUCUGCAGCAGAAAGGCAUUGUCUCCCUUUUCUACUUUGGCCUUUGUCUAAAAAGAUAAAAAUCAAAAAACCAACAUUCCACGUAAUUCACAAAUAGACAAUUGGCGACUUUUGUUAACCAAUUUGUGAGAAACUUGGUGUGUUUUCAAUAGUAGAUCUGCCUAAUAUCUCACUCAGUUGGUGAAGAUCCCUUUUGUGCAACUGCCUUAUUCCAAAAUUAAUUUUAUUUUAAAGACUCAAUCCAAAGGCUGAAUUGUACAUUGGUUACUUUUUGAGAGCUAUUACAUAACUAUGGUGCUGUAUAAUCAACCUUUUCCAAGAACCUGGAUUUCUUUUGUUAUUGUUUAACUAUGAUUACUUUUUAAAAGGGUAGGUAACCACCAGAGGCAAAAAAUAAGCAAAAUAUUAAGAGAAGCAAAACAAAUUUAUUCUGGUGAGAUAAUUUCUAAGUCUCUAAAAGGUAAACUAAGAAUAGAAACUUCAAAGGACACUGACAUAUACCAUAACACAUCUCUAGAAGGCAGUAAUUGUAUAAGAGAAAAAUUCAGUUUAGCUCUUUCUAAUAACCUAUUUGUGUUAAUGUUGAAUGAUACUUUUAUCAAACCAGGUUCUCUGAAUCUCCAAAGGCUACCAUGUUUCAAUUGUUCUCCAUAACAGUCUCCUAUCCUGUUUUUCUUUAUCCUCUUGUAAUCUUCAGGAUAUAAUCUCAAAAAGCAGUGAUGAGAACUUGUUGCAUGAAAAGUAGGUUCUUUAGUCAAAACUCUGUGAUCCAAAUCCACUGUCUAUAUGACAUUAUCUGUAAAGAAAUGCUGUGUUUCCUAUUCAGAGAUUGUCCUUAGCAGCAGACUUUGCUCAGCAGUCCAUGGUCUUUACAGCCCCUCUUUAUCCCCAAACCAGAGAAGACAGUUGAUUCCAAGUUUUUUGAACGUUCUACAAAAGGCAUAGGUUUUGAAGAGACAAUCUUCCAGAAGAUGUUGCAGGUUAAGGAAUUUACUCCAAAGAAUAUAUUGUUGAAGAAUGAUUGUUCAGGUUUCUUUAGCAUCACUUACCAUGGCUGUCCCAUAAAGUCUUUUUGUAUUUCCCUUCUUGAUCCUUGUAGGCCUGAUUAAGGAGUUUGGAAUUUCCUUCUGCCUGGGAUCAGCUUAGAAGUGUCAAUUUAGGAAUGUGGUGAUGCUUCUUAGACCAGAGAGAUGUUGAGGUAUUUGCUCCAUUUCAUGCUGUAUUCAAUUUCAGUGCCUUUUUAUUUUAUUUUUUCACUUUAAACUCUAUGUUCUGAUUCAUUUGCCUGGGUUUAUUAUCUGUAGCUAGUUCCAUCCUUCUUCCCUUAUAAAUCAUAGAACAUCAAAGUCUCCAUUUAAUUUAUUUUUUUAAGGACCUUCAUUUUUAGCUGGCAACUGAAAUUUUCCUCUAGGUAGUCAAAUGAUUGCUAAUAUAAACACCAAGGUAGAUUGUAGCAAGUGAUGAGUAAAAUGUCCAAACCAUUCUUCAUAUCUUACAUCCACCAUUGUGGUUUCUGUCACUUGUACUGCUACUCUGGUGUUCCCAGAUCCAAAAUGCCAGUCUGGAGAGUCAGGUCAUGAUAUAUGCUGUAAAUCAUUUAUAGUAACUCCAGAUUUCUACCUGCACUAGAAGAAUGUUUGAGAGUUGAAACUAGCAUUUUCCAAAAGUUCUUGUAUAGCUUACCACUGAAGUUUCAAAUUCAAAACCAUGAUCCAUUUGGUUAGCCAGUUGUAAGUUUGUCACCACUCUGCAGAUAGCUGUCUUUCCCUCUCCCCCUCUCAGGCUCUCUUCCUUUUCCUAACCCGCACCUUGAUCCUGAAGGGGAUGUCUGUGGGAUGCCAUCUUCCAUUUUCUGACAAGCCAGUAGAGGAUGCUGCAGUACAGAGUACUACCCCUCCCUCUCUCACUUCCUCCCCCUCCUCCUCCCUCCCUCCCUCCCUCCUUCCCUCCCUCCCUCUUUCACUCCCAGGCAAAGUACACUACCUCUGUCACAUACAGGUUUUUCGCCUGUAUCCUGACGUGGAAGUUGUGUCAAAACUGCCAACUUCAGGCCUGAGGUGUUUAAACAAAAAGAAGUAGAAACAACCCUUUUCAACUCCUUUGUAGUUUAGAUUUUAAAAUGGGAAGAAAAAUGUGAUAUACUUUGGACCAUUUUUUAAAAAAUUUAUAUAUAAGCCUUAAUUUACAUUAUAUAUAUAUAUAUAUACAUGUGCACUCACAUGCAUUCACACACCAGAGUGUUUUCAAUGUAAGACAAAAAUGCUGUAGAAUUACAAGAUGUGCUUGUAUAACAUUUUAUAGGGGGAAAAAGACUUUUCUGUUUGUAUGAAAUUUUGCAAGAAAAUCUUGUCAGACAUCUUUAUUUAAAGAUGUUUCACUCAAAGUAAUGCAUGUUUAAAAUGCAUGGGGAUUUUUUUUUAAACUUUGAUUUGGAAUAACAACUGGAAUCUAACCACGUGUUACGUUGUCUGCAGACCUGUAGUACUGCAUUCUCUACUUUGUAUCAGUGUUACUAAGCCACCAUCACCAACCAUAGCCUUGUGUCAGCAUACAUUUUUAUUCUUAUAAGCCAUUUUGCGCCUUUUAGUCAGACUAAUUUUCACUUAGGAUGUCAUGUUUUCCUUCAUGUUAACCUCAACAGAUUUCAAUCUUCCCUUUAUUACUAUGUAAGUAGUAUUUAUAUACAUAUAUAUAGUACAUAUGCUGUCAUAUAUAUGUAUAUAUUUAUAUAGCUUUUUUUACAUCUUCCUUGAAUAAUCUAGUUUCAAAGGGGAGUAAGUGUUUGGUCUCUACAUUUUUCUCCAAGCCCAGCCCUGUAAAUUCCAACUUCCAAGCCUGAGCAAACCUUAAGAAGGUGAUAUCAAUUUGCUAUCCUUUAUGAACCAAGGAAUUCAGAUUAAACAUGAAUGAACAGUGACUUCUAAAGUGAAAAGAGUUUCAAACAUUCCAGGUGAAAUCCCGUUUCAUAACUUUUUAUUGUUAACGGAAAAAAAAAAACCUCCUAAUAUGAGGCUAAUAUUUGAUACAGUGGUAAACACUAAACUACCUUGAUUUUUUUUCUUUUUAAAAAAAGCAACUUAUAAAGAAUGCUCAUUUUCACAAUCAGAAUAGCUUUAAAGUACAGUUGAAUUUGAUACACAAUAGGGAAAGUUUUGUUCAAGAACAAAACCAUUUUUUCCAUUUAUUUUCUUAAGAGAAUUGAAGGGAAAUGUAGAUUGUUUGUUUUCCUGACAGCAAAAAUGAUCAAUGUGACACAAUGAAGUUGUUGUAAUGAAAUGAUGCAACUUGUCAAAUAUUUAAUAAAGAAUUAUGGAAGCUGAAA
Messenger RNA from Trichosurus vulpecula (common brushtail), 8825 nucleotides. It is a transcript of the gene NEDD4L, whose product is annotated as NEDD4 like E3 ubiquitin protein ligase. The record is from RefSeq and is a predicted model, not a curated record. Gene Ontology annotation, molecular function: ubiquitin protein ligase activity; sodium channel inhibitor activity; protein binding. Lineage: Eukaryota; Metazoa; Chordata; Mammalia; Diprotodontia; Phalangeridae. Gene Ontology annotation, biological process: regulation of dendrite morphogenesis; ubiquitin-dependent protein catabolic process.